AUGGCCGAUAGUAUUCAGGACCCCAACGCCCCUCAGGGUGUCGCCGAGGGCAAGGGCAAGGGUGUUGCCCAGGACCAGCCCCAAGAUGUUCACGCCGAUGACCGCAUGGACGACGAUGACGAUGAUGACGACGAGGACUCUGGCGAAGAGGACAACCUGGAAGAGGCUGAGCCUGAGGACCGGUCUCACCUGGACACCAGCAACAUCAUCUCUGGCGAGCGCCCCAAGGAGGAGACCGACUGGGUCCAGAAGAACCAGGAGCUCGGCGACGACGCUGAUGAAGAAGAGGACGACGACGACUACCAGCCCCCUGACACGGAGAUGUCCGGCUAA
Emericellopsis atlantica is the source of this 333-nucleotide messenger RNA. RefSeq lists its product as uncharacterized. The coding region runs from base 1 to 333 and encodes 110 amino acids. Lineage: Eukaryota; Fungi; Ascomycota; Sordariomycetes; Hypocreales; Bionectriaceae. The record is from RefSeq and is a predicted model, not a curated record. The transcript has 3 exons.